AUGGGAGCGGCUGAGAUCAUCGUGAAUGAAAUCAGUCUUGCAGCACUGGCACCGCCCCACCGCCAAAAACCCCAAACCCCAGCGCCGCACUUUGCCCCCCCACCCCACCAACCAAACAACAACAGAUGUGCAAGAAAAGGCCUCCCAACCACCCCCAAACCCCGCCAUAGCAGGAACUGUCCACCACCACCACCAUCCCACAGGCGCCGGCACCGCUUACCACCAAGACAAUCCCCAGCGCCAGCACUGCCCCCCAACCACCACCAUCCUCAGCGCUCCACUGCCCAACCAUCGCCCACCCCCACCAACUGCAGCUCCGAACCUCCGCGCCUCCCCCACCCACCCCGCCCCACCACCGCCACCACUAAACCCCAGCUCCAGCCACCAGCCCCCCCCACCACACCAAUCCUGCAUCAGCACUGCCCCCCCCCACCACCAACCCCAGUGCCAGUACUGCACCCACCACCCAACCCAACCCCAAGCACCAGCACCAGCCUCCCACCACCACAAAACCUAGCGCCAGCACCGCCCCCCCACCACCGCCACCAGCCACCAACCCAGUGCCAGCACCGGCCCCCCCACCACCAGCCCCCGCGCCAGCACCAAACCCUCACCACCAUUAACACCAGCACGAGCACUGGCCCCCCCACCAGCACCUACCCCAGAGCUGGCAUCGGGCCCCUACCACCACUAACCCAGCGACAGCAAUGCCCCCCAACCACCACCAACCCAGUGCCAACACCUAGCCUCCAACAAGCACCUAUCCCAGAGCUGCCACCAACCCCCACCACCACUGUCUCCAGCGCUGGAACCGUGCCAGCACUGCCCACUACCACAAACAUCACCAGCGCCAGCAAGGCCCCCACCAUCAACGUCCCCAGUCCCAGCUCACCCCCCACCACCACCACCAUCCCUGGCCCGGCACUGGCCCCCACCACCACUAUCCCUAGUGCUGGGACUGCUCCCCACCACCAUGUUCACCAUCAUCAGCCCCGGCACCGCACCCCCAACCCACCCCACCAUCCCCCCCAUGGCACCGAAACCCCCACCACCACUAUCCCCAGCGCUGGCACUGCUCCUCACUACCAUGAUCACAUCAUCAGCCCCAGCACUGCACCCCCACACCACCAUCCCCACCCCACCCCACCACCCCCACCUCCCACCACCACCAUCCCCCCACCACCACCACCCACCACCACUCCCACUAUCCUAGGCCCCUCCUGCCACUGCCACCCCCACCACCACCAUCCCCCAGCUACCGCACCCCCACCACCAACAUCCCAGUCCCCCCACCCCCACCAUCCAUCCUUGUCCCCCUCACCACCACCACUCCCACUCCCACCACCACAAGCCCCGUCCCCCCGUCCCCCCUGCGCUGCACCCCCCACCACCACAUCCCUGGCCCCCUGCCACCACACCCUCUCACCACCACCAUCCCCAGCCCCAGCCUCCCCACCAUCACCAUCCCAACCCCCCUCCCCACCCAACCCACUGCACCCCUACCACCACCAAUCCCAUCCCAGUCCCCCCGCCACUGCACCACCACCAACCACACCAUCCCCCUGCCACUGCACCACCACCACCACCUUCCCUCACCCCCCCCCACUGCCACCCCCACCACGGACCAUCCCCAGCCCCCCCUGCUACCAACACCCCCACCACCACCAUCCCUGCCCUCGUGCCACCACACCCCCACCACCAUCCUUGCCCCCCCGCCACCGCAUCCGGAUCCACACCACCACCAUCUCUGGCCCCCUUGCCACCGCACCCCCACUGCCACCAUCCCCGCUCACCACCACACCCCCACCACCAUCCCCGGGCCCCCGGCGCCGGACCGCCCACCAGCACCACCAUCCCCGGCACUCCGGCGCCGGGACUGCCCACCACCACCACCCACCACCCACCCCAGCGCCAGGACCUCCCACCACCACCAACAACCCCAGCGCCAGUACCAGCCCCCCACCACCACCAACCUCAGCACUCCACUGCCCAACCAUCGCCCACCACCAACUGCAGCACCGGAACCUCCCCUCAUCCACCAUUUCACGGCCCCACCACCGCCACCACCAACCCAGCUCCAUAACCAGCCCCCCACCCACCACCACCAAUCCCUGCACUGGCACCGCCCCCCCACCUCUAACAACCCCAGUGCUAGCACCACCCCCACCACCACCUACCCGAGUGCCAGCACCAGGCCCCCCCACCACCACCAACCCCAGCACCAGCACCUACCCCAGAGCCGGCACCAGGCCCCCCACCACCACUAAACCAAGCGCCAGCAACGCCCUCCAACCACCACCAAACCCAGUGCGGUCACUGUCUGGCACCGCCACCACCAAACCCCCAGUGCUGGCGACACCCCCUGCCCCACCACCACCACCCCAAGCACCUUGCCACCAGCCCCCCCCCCCACCACCAACCCCUUGCUGGCACCUGGCCGGCCCCCAGCCACCACAACCCCAGUGCUGGCACCGGCCCCCCCACCACCACCACAGAUCGCCGGCACUGGCCCCCCACCACCACCACAACCCCGCACCACGCACCAGCCCCCCCCCCCACCACCAACCCAGUGCUGGCACCGGCCCCCCACCAUCAACCCCCGCCGCCGGCACCACCACCACCAACCCAGCACCACACCAGCCCCCCACCACCAAACCCAGUGCCGGCACAGCCCCCCACCACCACCACCCAGCACCAGCACCAGCCCCCCCCCCACCAACACCCCAUGUGCUGGCGCCCCCCCCCCCACCACCAACCCAGUGCUGGCACCGGUCCACCACCAACCCCAGUGCCGGCACGGCCCCCCUCCACCACCACCACCAACCCCAGCACCAGCACCAGCACCCCCCCCACCAUCAACCCCAGCGCCGUCACCGCCUCCCACCACCACCAUCCCAAAUACAACACCCAACAUCACCAACCCCAGCGCAAGCACGGCCCCCACCAGUCCCGGCUCAACCCCCUGCCACCACCAUCCCCGGCCCCGGCACUGGCACACCACCACUAACCCCCAGCGCUGGGACUACUCCCCCACAACCAUGA
Macrobrachium nipponense is the source of this 3042-nucleotide messenger RNA. RefSeq lists its product as uncharacterized. The transcript has 4 exons. The record is from RefSeq and is a predicted model, not a curated record. The coding region runs from base 1 to 3042 and encodes 1013 amino acids. Lineage: Eukaryota; Metazoa; Arthropoda; Malacostraca; Decapoda; Palaemonidae.